AUGGCGGCGCCCAGCGCGGCCGGCCUGGCGGCGAACGUCUUCCGCUUUCGCGACGCUCGCUCCGCACCGGACCCGGUGCUGGAGGCCGGCCCGGUGGCUUACGGGCCGCUGCCGGUGCCUUUGGUGCUGGACAACGGGUCGUUCCAGGCCCGCGCCGGUUGGGCAUGCCCCAGGUCGGACCCCGACCCUGAGCCGCGCCUGCAGUUCCGAGCGGUGUGCGCCCGCGGGCGCGGCGCGGCACGGGGAGGGCCCGGCCCUCAGGUGGGCAACGCGCUGGGGAGCCUGGAGCCGCUGCGCUGGAUGCUGCGCUCGCCCUUCGACCGCAACGUGCCGGUUAACCUGGAACUGCAGGAGCUGCUGUUCGACUACAGCUUCCAGCACCUGGGCGUCUCCUCACAGGGCUGUGUUGAUCACCCCAUCGUUCUGACAGAAGCGGUGUGCAACCCCCUGUAUUCACGGCAGAUGAUGUCUGAACUUCUUUUUGAAUGCUAUGGGAUUCCCAAGGUCGCCUAUGGGAUAGACGGUCUCUUCAGCUUCUACCACAAUAAGCCCAAGAACUUGAGUUCCCACGGGCUCAUCAUUUCUUCUGGAUACCAGUGUACACAUAUUUUACCCAUCUUAGAAGGCAGGUUAGAUGCUAAAAACUGCAAACGCAUCAACCUUGGAGGAAGCCAAGCAGCUGGCUACCUCCAGCGCCUCCUUCAGCUGAAGUACCCCGGGCACCUGGCCGCCAUCACGCUCAGCCGCAUGGAGGAGAUCCUGCACGAGCACAGCUACAUUGCCGAGGAUUACCUGGAAGAAUUGCAGAAAUGGCGGUGCCCUGACUAUUACGAGGACAACGUGCACAAGAUGCAGCUCCCGUUUUCCAGCAAGCUCCUGGGCAGCACGCUGAGCUCCGAGGAGAAGCAGGAGAGGCGGCAACAGCAGCUGCGGCGGCUGCAGGAGCUCAACGCCCGCCGGCGGGAGGAGAAGCUGCAGCUCGACCAGGAGCGGCUGGACAGGCUGCUCUACGUGCAGGAACUGCUGGAGGAUGGCCAGAUGGAUCAGUUCCACAAAUCCCUGAUGGAGCUGAACAUGGACUCCCCAGAAGAGCUGCAGUCCUACAUCCAGAAGCUCAGCUCAGCAGUGGAGCAAGCGAAGCAGAAGAUCCUCCAGGCUGAAGUCAGCCUGGUGGUGGAUGUGGUAGACAGCAAGCCAGAGGUAAUGGAGGGUGCCCCCUGGGCCAGGCUGAGAGAACAGCCCUUCCCAAGGGCUUGGGGGAAGCUCUUGAGAAGGCUGAUGUCAAGGGGUUGUGACUGGAUUGGGUGUGUGUGUUGGGGGGCUGAAGGGAGUAAAUAUCUUCUAAACCUUGGGCUUUUAAAGCCCGUGUUUAACUUGGCAGCCUAUCACCAGCUGUUUGUUGGAACAGAGCGAAUUCGAGCUCCAGAAAUUAUUUUCCAACCAUCUCUGAUUGGCGAAGAACAGGCGGGGGUAGCAGAAACCCUUCAGUACGUUCUGGACAGGUACCCCAAGGACGUGCAGGAGACGCUGGUCCAGAACGUGUUCCUGACCGGCGGGAACAUGAUGUACCCUGGGAUGAAAGCCAGGAUCGAGAAGGAACUGUUGGCAAUGAGGCCCUUCCAGUCCUCGUUUCAGGUUCAGCUAGCCUCCAGCCCCGUGCUGGAUGCCUGGUACGGAGCCCGAGACUGGGCCCUGGACCACCUGGACAACGACGAGGUCUGGGUCACCAGGAAGGAAUACGAAGAAAAGGGCGGAGAGUACCUCAAGGAGCACCGCGCCUCCAACAUCUACGUCCCCAUUCGCCUGCCCAAGCAGGCCGCCAGCAAGGGCCCCGGGGCCGGCGGAGGGGGGCCCGGGGAGCACGGUUAGCCAGAGAGACUGCCCACAGAGGGCGUCUCUGCCAGAGUGGUGACAACAGUUGGCUGUGAAACGGAUUUCUCCUGGGGAGGACAGCGCAGGCUCCAGGGAGUCACUGUUAGAAUUGUGUUCCCUGUUAGAAUUUUCUGCUCCGGGGAGGCGGUCGGUGGCUUUAUGGCUUUCCAGUGGCUCCCACACAGACGGCCAGCACCCACAGGACUUGUUUGCUGCAUUUCAGAGCCUUUUCCCCCUAAGGUUUAUGUUGUCAGUGUAUAUGUUACUCAGAAAUGUGUGAAAGCCACGCAGGGGAGGCCUCUCAUCUGCCCAGAGAGGCAAUGCUUAUGUAAUAAAAGCAGUCGCCCUUGGGCUCUGUCCUCUUACUGUUUUCAGUCCAAGUAAAGAUAAAAGGUCCUAACCUGUACACGCUGAUAUUGGGGACUGCCCGGCGCCCACGUCUGAAUGGCAGAAGUGGGACGAGCUGCCUCAUUCGUGCUCAGACUGUUGCUGGAAACGUGUCCGCUGCAGGAGACCUUCCUGCACAUUUUGCGUACCCGUGAGUUUGCUGCUCUUGUUUGUUAAUUUUUGUUCAGGCCUGCAGAUGGCAGUGGCUUAUUUAAUGUGGCUUUUUCUCCAGUGCCCACCAAACAACUUUUCCCUGCGUGGGUCUGGUAAGAAGGUGGAGGGAGAUAUACUGAGAGGAUUCACCUGUGAAUGAUUGUGACAGAGUUCCCUGCACUGCCUUUCUGGUAUGUACCAAAAAGAGCCCUCUGAGGAGCAGGAGGAGGGAGCUCAUGACCAGCCUGAGCCUGGAGUGGAACGUGCCCUCUGGACCCUCGAUCCCGGAUCCAGAAGACAGCUAUACCAUCAGAGGAGCAGCAGCAGAACCAGGAGCCAGAGUGCAGGACAUGUGAUGGACUUCCCAACCCACAGAGCAAGUAAAGCUGAGUGCUUUAGUGCGGGAGGCUGGCUGUGGCGUGGGUGCCUCUGGGCACUUAUUGGAGAAGCUGGGCUGGCUGAUCCACGGCAGUGGAGCUGAGUGCCUCUGGCCUGAGGCUCACUGGAUCGGGGUGUCUCUGGGCACUUAAUUCAGGAAGCAGGGUUUUCUGACUCAAGGAAUUUAACCUGAAUGGCUUCAGGUUCAGACUUUGUUCUGGAGUGGUAUGCCUCUGGGGGCAUUUAUUAGCAAACUUGACCGAACUUUGUAACAUUUCUUGACAGCUGAACUCUGAGCAUUACUUGUUCACGUCCUGAAUAAACCCUUCACCAUGA
This is a messenger RNA of Echinops telfairi (small Madagascar hedgehog), 3126 nucleotides long. It is a transcript of the gene ACTR5, whose product is annotated as actin related protein 5. The transcript has 8 exons. The record is from RefSeq and is a predicted model, not a curated record. The coding region runs from base 1 to 1869 and encodes 622 amino acids. Gene Ontology annotation, cellular component: Ino80 complex; cytoplasm. Lineage: Eukaryota; Metazoa; Chordata; Mammalia; Afrosoricida; Tenrecidae. Gene Ontology annotation, biological process: regulation of DNA-templated transcription.